AACGCAUGCACCAAUGUGAUUAUAUACCCGACCACCCGGAGCCGCACGGCCGGCUGCCAGUCACAGUGACUCCCGAGAACCCGCACGGCCGGCUACCAGUCACAGUGACUCCUGAGAACCAGUACCUGCUUAUUCUCUCACAAGCACCACACGUCGCCUCUGAUAUUAUAUUACAAAGUUAACCCUCGUGUCAACAACAACAACUUCGUGUCACUAAGCAUAGCGCUACUGUUGCAAUAUGGAACGUUGGACUGGUCGCGUUGCCUUGGUGACGGGAGCGAGCACAGGUAUUGGGGCAGGCAUCAGCAGGAGGCUUGUGGAGGCCGGCAUGAAAGUUGUCGGAGCUGCACGAAAUGAGGAGAGGCUUCAGGCCCUUGAGAGAGAGCUGGCCAACAAACCCGGGUCCUUUACCCCAGUGAAAUGUGAUAUCUCCAAAGAUGAUGAUGUUCUUAAUCUGUUUGCCACCAUUAAGCAGAAAUUUGGAGGUGUUGAUGUGUGCAUCAACAAUGCUGGCAUGACUCACGGCCAUUCUCUUUUGGAGGGAACAACAGAGGAGUGGCGGGAGAUGCUGGAUAUCAAUGUGGUGGGCUUGUGUCUGUGUACACGUGAAGCUGUGGCAUCCAUGCGUGCACGCAACGUUGACGAUGGCCAAAUCAUUCAUAUCAUCAGUACGUCGGGUCAUCGUGUGGCGCAAGUUCCAGCAGGUCAUUUCUACGCUGGCACCAAGUUUGCUGUGACAGCCCUUCUUGAAGGGUUGAGGCAGGAACUCAGAGAUGCAAAGUCACACAUUCGAAUUGCGGGCAUUAGCCCUGGCUUGGUGGAAACUGAAUUUGCUUCAAGACUGUUUAAGGAUGAUGCAGAAGCAAAGAAAGUGUUCUCAAGCAUAAAGGGCCUGCAAGCAGAUGACGUUGCUUCCUCAGUAAUUCAUGUGUUGUCUGCUCCACCACAUGUCCAGAUUCAUGACAUCAUUGUCCGGCCAACAGAACAGAUUUCGUAAGUCGUGUGAGAAAAACUGUGAACAUAACACCUACUGUAUUUGUCCCAAGACUCUCAAGAUGACUUUUAGGAAGCCAGUCAAGCAAAACUGUCAAAUUUGCAAAUUAUGAUUCUUAUACUGUAUUACAUUCAUGAACUUUUAUAUACUGUACCACUUGGUGAUCUUAAACUUGUCUGCCUUGGUACAUAUAUAUUAUUGUAUGGCUUAAGCCUGGAUAGAGUUCCUCUUGUACAAGAGGUGCACAAAACUGUUGGGUGGAAUAUUUGGAAAGUUGUCUUUAUUCCGGAUUAAAAUAAUAAUAACAGUAUAUGUUUUGAAAGAUAAGCUUCAAAUUACUUUUAUUAUUAUUAAAUUGUCAGGUAUAAUUUGAUUGAAUUAGUAUUGAAUUUACGAACUCAUAAAAGUGGUCUUUGUCGUUUCCCCUAUUCUCAUUUUGUACAAUUAACAAUUCCUUUAUGAUUGUGUAGAGCUAAAGUUAAUAGGUAAAAAAAAAUUGGUAAGUACCUAAUUAUGUCAUAGCUGCAAGGUGCAUGCUACUUACAUACUGAAUUAAGUAAUUAUCAAAAGAAGGCACCAAAUACUGCAUUAAGAAACCGUUCAUUUAAGAUCCUUUUAACAUUUUCAUUUAACAUUAGGAGCUUCUGUAAAAGGAAUUUUAGUUCCCUGAUCAAAACCCGAAUUCAAACAAAAAUUGAUCUUUAUGCUAUUACAGUAUUAGCUCGAAUAUAACACAUUGCCCAACAACUGUAUAAAUAGCAAAAUAACUCAUUCAUUGUUAUACACUUGCCUGUAUUUUUCUCAAGAUUUGCGAAGCAGAUUAUUCAUAAUUUAUAAACUUGAGAACUAUAUGUAAUCAACUUAAAUAAUUUAAAAGAGACAUCUCUAAAAUGAGA
Molecule: messenger RNA, 1890 nt
Organism: Procambarus clarkii (red swamp crayfish)
Lineage: Eukaryota; Metazoa; Arthropoda; Malacostraca; Decapoda; Cambaridae
Product: dehydrogenase/reductase SDR family member 11
Molecular function (GO): oxidoreductase activity
Source: RefSeq, a predicted model, not a curated record